AUGAAUCCACCUCCUCAAUCAACAGAAGCCAAGGAGAUAACCACCUUUCUCCUCAUCAACAGAAGACAAGGAUAUGACCACCUUCUCAUCAACAUAAAGACCAAGGAGAUGAACACCUCCUCAUCACAGAAGACCAAGGAGAGGAACCACCUCCUCCAUCAACAGAAGACCAGGGAGAAUACCACCUCCUCAUCAACAGAUGACCAAGGAGAAGAACCACCUCCUCAUCAACAGAAGACCAAGGAGAUGAACCACCUCCUCAUCAACAGAAGACCAAGAGAUAAACCACCCUUCUCAUCAACAGAAGGCAAGGAGAAGAACCACCUCCUCAUCAACGUGAGGAAGACCAAGGAGAUGGAACCACUCCUCAUCAACGCGUGA
Molecule: messenger RNA, 381 nt
Organism: Knipowitschia caucasica
Lineage: Eukaryota; Metazoa; Chordata; Actinopteri; Gobiiformes; Gobiidae
Source: the annotation of a GenBank genome assembly